AUGUCCUGCUCCAGCCACCAGUCCCCCCAGGUCAUGUGCAGCCAAGCCUGCCUGCAGUGCAUCCCGUCGGUGGAGGAGGCCCUGAGCCACCUGCGCUUCGCCCUGGUGCCCGGGCGCUUCCAGGAGGAGCAGAUGCAGGCCCGCGCGCAGUCCCUGCUGCUGGGCAUGGAGGGCCCUUUCUUCCGCGACUACGCGCUGAACGCCUUCGUGGGGAAAGUGGGGACAGCCAAACUGGACCGGGUGGCCACUUUUGUUAAGAAUCAAACAAAGUUGAUCUCGGAACAACCCCUGAAAGAUGAGCCACUGCUGGAAAAGUUGGUGGCUUUUAGACUGAGGGUGCUUCACGAACUCAAGAGCAUUCUGAAAGACUAUGAACACAAAGCCUGCGACCCUAAGCUUUGCUACACGCUGCAAGAGGAGGUCACGGACUGCUUCCUCUGCCAGAAGAUCAUUCCCAAGUGCAUCAAUAACAAGUAUUGCUUUGUGAACCGGCAGCCCCGCAUGACCCUGCAGUUCCAGGACAGGGAGUACUACCCGCAGGACCAGGCUGCGCUGGGCAUCACCAUCUCCGUGUUCCUGGCUUUCUUCCUCUUCCUGACCAUGUUGUUCUCGGCUUACAUGUACCGACAGAAUCGACGGCUCCUGCUGCAGUAGGGCAUGUGGGGUGCAGAAGAAAUGUCGUUAAUAAAGCCUGUGACACAUUC
Messenger RNA from Echinops telfairi (small Madagascar hedgehog), 704 nucleotides. It is a transcript of the gene IZUMO2, whose product is annotated as IZUMO family member 2. The coding region runs from base 1 to 654 and encodes 217 amino acids. Lineage: Eukaryota; Metazoa; Chordata; Mammalia; Afrosoricida; Tenrecidae. The record is from RefSeq and is a predicted model, not a curated record. The transcript is spliced from 8 exons.